Penicillium diatomitis is the source of this 969-nucleotide messenger RNA. RefSeq lists its product as uncharacterized. The transcript has 3 exons. Bases 1 to 969 code for a protein of 322 amino acids. Gene Ontology annotation, cellular component: cytoplasm. Gene Ontology annotation, molecular function: oxidoreductase activity, acting on the CH-OH group of donors, NAD or NADP as acceptor. The record is from RefSeq and is a predicted model, not a curated record. NCBI's taxonomy places the organism in Eukaryota, Fungi, Ascomycota, Eurotiomycetes, Eurotiales, Aspergillaceae.
AUGGCUUUUUCAGUACAAGAUCGAACUGCUCUUAUCACUGGCGCAGGCUCUGAAACUGACAACCCGCGAGGAAUCAACUUUUCCUUUGCGAAGCUACUCCUUGAGAGCGGUUGCAAUGUACUGAUUGCCGACCUGACUCUGCGAUCAGAGGCCAAGGCCCUGGUCGAGAAGUACGACAGAGGUUCACCGCGCGCCAUUUUCCAGGAAACCGACGUGCGAGACUGGCUCCAACUCGAGCGGAUGUUUGAGGUGGCUGAGCGGGAGUUUGGAGAGGUCGAUAUUGUCUGUCCUGGCGCAGGUGUCUACGAGCCGCACUGGAGCAAUUUUUGGCGUCCACCUGGCUCGGCGCCAAGCGGAGACGCGCGUGAUGGUGGCCGGUACGCCCUGGUGGAUAUCAACAUUACACAUCCAAUUCGUUCUUCGCAGCUCGCAAUCGCGCAUUUCUUGAAGCACCGUAAGCGCGACCAACCGAAACACCUGAUUCAUAUCUCCAGUAUCGCUGGGCAGGUCUCAGCUAUGGCGGCACCAAUGUAUGUUGCAUCCAAGCACGCCAUUAGCGGGUUCGUCCGAUCAUUGGGGAAGCUCGAACGACUUGGCAUUCGUGUCACCGCUGUGGCCCCUGGUGUCAUCAAGACACCGCUGUGGACUGAACAUCCAGAGAAGAUGCAGAUGAUCAAUGAGAGCGCUGAUGAAUGGGUGACACCUGAAGAAGUCGCCGAGGUCAUGCUGGCGCUUAUACAGCAGGACUCCGUUAGCGAGAUCAUAGGUGAUCGGUCGGGGAAGGGUCGGCAGUAUCAAAUCACCGGAGGCACCAUCCUUGAAGUGUCAAAGACCGUCCGUGAGGUUGCUGCGGUCAAUGAUCCAGGCCCAGGUGGUCGGCCGGGAAAUAGCGUCUCUCAUCAAUCUGCUGUAGAAGAAGAAAGUUUCCAGCUCCUGCGAGAGGAGGGCUGGGGUGGCGCCAAGGACUAA